Closterium sp. Yama58-4 is the source of this 325-nucleotide messenger RNA. Lineage: Eukaryota; Viridiplantae; Streptophyta; Zygnematophyceae; Desmidiales; Closteriaceae. The record is from the annotation of a GenBank genome assembly.
UCCAUCCAUCCCGCAUCGGGGUGUGCCGUGCCAGUCCUUCGCCCACGUGGGGCACAACUUCUACUGCGGAUGGAGCGCAGUCACCACGCUCAGGCAACACUCACUCGUGCACUGGCAGCAGGGCCGCCCCUCCCUAUACUCCCUCACGCCGGCAGGGGUGACUGCAGCACAGAUGUGCAUGGAGCGAGCAGGGCUGCAGGCAGACUCCCUCGUGCAGCCUUCGGAUGCUCCACCGUCCUCUACCGCUCCGCCACCCUCCACCAGUGCUCUGCCAUCCGCCCCUCCACCAGCAGCUAUGCCGCCAUUCAAUCCACCCGCUCACCAG